Lates calcarifer (barramundi perch) is the source of this 1356-nucleotide messenger RNA. Its product is annotated as post-GPI attachment to proteins factor 2. NCBI's taxonomy places the organism in Eukaryota, Metazoa, Chordata, Actinopteri, Centropomidae. The transcript is spliced from 6 exons. The coding region runs from base 337 to 1101 and encodes 254 amino acids. Gene Ontology annotation, cellular component: Golgi membrane; endoplasmic reticulum membrane. Gene Ontology annotation, biological process: GPI anchor biosynthetic process. The record is from RefSeq and is a predicted model, not a curated record.
ACUUUUAUUGUGAAGUUUGCCGGAAGUUGUCAGGCUGAGCCGGUGCCACGGAGCAAAGUCCCGUAGCUUCGUCCGGUAACGGAAACAAACGGAUUGUAAAGUGUUUAACGUGGUGAGAGCGGCUUAAAGAAGCGACGCGGUCGGAACAGAGACUGACGAUCAGAUUUAAAGUCACAUUCACCGACUGAAGUCCGCGGCUAACGGCUAAUAACUAUGUUGUGACGGGCGCAGUGCUAACGGGAAGCUAACAGGGUUAGCCGCUCAGGUGAAGCUAAAGGUGGAUACAUGGCUGUGAGGCGGAGCACCUGGUGGAGUCAGGCCGGGCGGCUGUAAAGGAUGCUCCAGGUGCCGUACGGCGGCCUGGACCGGGACCGGCCUCUGAUCCGGCUGCCCUUCACCAGCUUCGCCGUGGGGACGGUGCUGCUCCCUCUGACCGGCCUCGUCGCCUGCCUCUUCAUCUCACUCAUGUACAACUUUGAAGACGCCACGUACACACACUGUCGUGUGUCAAACUACCUCCCGUCCAUCAGCGCCGCCAUCAGCCGCGUCCCGGAGCGCUACAUCUGGCGCUGCUGCAUCGGCCUGCACUCGGCGCCGCGUUACCUGGUGUCCGUCGCCUACUUCAGCUUCUACCGCGGCCGCUUCGCCAGGAGGCUGCCGGAGCUGCUGCUGAGCGGGCUGGCUCUCCUCUGCAGCCUCGCCGAGAACAGCGGCCUGCUGCUGCUCACGUACGUGUCGUCCACCGAGACCUACAACGUUCAUAAAAACGGUUUCGUGGUGUUCAUAGGGAGCUCGCUGCUGCACAUGCUCAUUACCUGCUGGCUGUGGCACGUCAUCAGGAGGUCCUACGUGAACCCAGAGGAAGUGACGUCGUAUCGAUGGAAGGUGCGUCUCUUCCUGUUUAACGUCAGCUGUUGUCUGGCUGCAGCGUACUUCUUCAGACGCCACAACAAGUACUGUGAAACUGGAGUCUACACCCUGUUCGCCCUCUUCGAGUACCUGGUGGUCUUCUCCAACAUGGCCUUCCACAUGACCGCCUUCUGGGACUUUGGCAGCAAAGAGGUGAUCGUGGCGACGCCACCUGAGGACAAACGAUACUGAGCAGCAGCUUCACCUGUCGACGACUUUACACUAAGGUGACGACAGAUCCACCUGUGAGACUCGGGGACUCUGGGUUUUAUCUGAGCACACACCAGCUCUUGAACACUCUGACGGCCUGGAGACGAUAAAACACUGCCACACAUUUCCCUCCUGUUUGUCUGUUUAUGUUGAAUGUUGUCGGACCACAGCAGCAGCACAAAUAAUGAAUCAUGGAUUAAAGAAUAAGAAAUAAAGACGGAGCUUUGGUACAGCUCA